Rhodotorula toruloides NP11 is the source of this 777-nucleotide messenger RNA. RefSeq lists its product as uncharacterized. The coding region runs from base 1 to 777 and encodes 258 amino acids. NCBI's taxonomy places the organism in Eukaryota, Fungi, Basidiomycota, Microbotryomycetes, Sporidiobolales, Sporidiobolaceae. The record is from RefSeq and is a predicted model, not a curated record. The transcript has 5 exons.
AUGCUUUCCGCUCUGCUUCUCCUCGCUCCGGUCCUCGCCUCCGCGACCAUCAACAGCAUCGGCUACGGACCUCACGGACUCGAGCUCAACGCCGGCGAGGACGAGCAUGCCGCUUCCGCCUACGAGGAGGUUGCGCUGAAGGAGAUUUGCUACCGCAACUUGUACGCCGACGUCGCCGCAUUCGCGGUCAAGUACCAGAAGGAGGUCCUCGUCGCCGACAAGGCGGACGGCAAGGUCUACCUCGCGGACGGCACGCGCAAGGACGAGAACAACGUCGAGUUCUACUACGAGGAAUUCUGCUACAAGCAGUACAAGGUCAAGGAUCACGAGGCUGAUUACUCCAAGACGUCUGGCAUCUCGAUCGGCCGCGUCAAACGCGGCCUCGCCGACUCGCUCGGCUUCAGCAAUCUCGCCGGCAUGAACCUCGACUCCGGCUCCGCCAGCGAUGGCGGCCUCUUCGCCAAGAACUCUUUCCUCGAUAACUUCGCCAACAGUUACGGCGAUGGCUCGAUCAAGGGGGAUGCCUUCGACUCCUUCGGCGGACUGGGAGGCGGAGCCUACGGCGGCGAGGGCUUGGGCGGGCUCAAGCAGUCAUCCUCCGCCGCUCCUCACGACACCGGCAAGACGCGCGACAUCGGCGACGUGGGAGGCGCGGAGCAGGUCAAGAUGGACGACGACUCGGCCAAGGGAGGCGACAAGGCGCAGGACUCGGGACCGAAAGAGCGCAGGGCUUUCUCGUGGCGUCGCCUUGUUGUCCGUUGGCGCAUGAGCUCGUAA